AUGGUGCUCUCUGACUUGGGUCGACGCAUCAAUGCGGCCGUGCAGGAUCUGUCUCGUGCGCCGAACCUCGACGAAAAGGCAUUCGAUGGCAUGAUCAAGGAAAUAGCUGCUGCUCUACUAUCUGCCGAUGUCAACGUCAAGCUUGUUGCAAAUCUGAGAAAGUCAAUUCGUGAACAGGUCAAGUUCAAGGACCUCCCACCAAAUAUCAACAACAACCAGAAACGACGAUUAAUACAACAGGCUGUCUACGAUCAUUUAGUGCACCUAGUCGACCCUCAUUCUAAUCCAUACACACCCAAGAAGAACAAGAGCAAUGUUAUCAUGUUCGUCGGUCUGCAAGGUGCAGGCAAAACCACCACCUGUACAAAAUUGGCUCGAUACUAUCACACAAGAGGUUUCAAAGCAUGUUUAGUCUGUGCGGACACCUUUCGAGCAGGUGCUUACGAUCAACUCAAACAAAAUGCAACAAAGGCUAAAAUUCCUUAUUACGGCUCUUUAACACAGACCGAUCCUGCUGUGGUUGCAGCAGAAGGUGUGGCCCUGUUCAAGAAAGAAAAAUUCGAGAUAAUCAUUGUCGAUACGUCAGGUCGUCAUCAACAAGAAGCCGAUCUGUUUAAAGAGAUGGUUCAGGUACAAUCUGCCAUUAAACCGGACCAAACUAUCAUGGUACUCGACGGCACAAUAGGUCAAGCUGUCGAGUCACAAUCCAAGGCAUUCAAGGACACUGCCGAUUUUGGAGCCAUCAUCAUCACAAAGACUGAUGGUGGUGCUGCUGGAGGUGGUGCCAUCUCUGCCGUUGCUGCUACACAUACUCCAAUCAUCUUCCUCGGUACGGGUGAACACAUGAUGGAUCUCGAGCGCUUCGAGCCGAAGGCAUUUAUUUCGAAACUAUUAGGCUACGGCGAUAUGACUGGCCUGAUAGAUCACAUUCAGUCUAUUACUCGCGACUCGGCGUCCAUGAAAGAGACGCAAAAACAUUUAGCAGAAGGAAUCUUCACUCUAGGGGAUAUGAAGGAGCAGAUCUCGAAUAUUAUGAAAAUGGGUCCUCUAUCCAAAGUGGCGGGUAUGAUUCCAGGUCUGGGCGGUAUGAUGUCCGGUCUAUCCGAUCAAGAUGGAACCGAGAAACUGAAACGGAUGGUCUACAUUUACGACAGUAUGACAGCCAAAGAACUCGAAUCGGACGGUAAAAUUCUCAUCAACGAGCCCACAAGAAUGACUAGAAUAGCUUGCGGAUCCGGUACCUCUGUUCGAGAAGUGGAAGAAUUGCUUACCCAACAUCGUGUCAUGGCCGGUAUCGCAAAGAACUUCGGUCAGAACAAAGCAAACAUGCAACGAGCACAGAAGAUGAUGCAAGGGCCAAAUGCCAAACAGCAAGCUGCGGCUAUGCAGAAAAGGAUGCAGGCUAUGGGUGGAGCAGGAAGAGGAGGCAUGCCGGGUGGUGGAAAUAUGGCCGAUAUGAUGAGAGCUAUGCAGCAAAUGGGUGGUGGAGGCGGUGGCAUGCCUGAUAUGAGCCAGUUGAUGAGCCAGAUGGGUGGUAUGGGUGGACUGGCUAAUAUGUUUGGUGGUGGAAGAGGAAGAGGAAGAUGA
Messenger RNA from Lithohypha guttulata, 1587 nucleotides. RefSeq names its product Signal recognition particle (gene SRP54). Gene Ontology annotation, molecular function: 7S RNA binding; endoplasmic reticulum signal sequence receptor activity; GTPase activity. Gene Ontology annotation, biological process: SRP-dependent cotranslational protein targeting to membrane, translocation; SRP-dependent cotranslational protein targeting to membrane. Gene Ontology annotation, cellular component: signal recognition particle, endoplasmic reticulum targeting; cytosol. NCBI's taxonomy places the organism in Eukaryota, Fungi, Ascomycota, Eurotiomycetes, Chaetothyriales, Trichomeriaceae. The record is from RefSeq and is a predicted model, not a curated record. Bases 1 to 1587 code for a protein of 528 amino acids. The transcript has a single exon.